This is a messenger RNA of Colossoma macropomum (tambaqui), 1447 nucleotides long. RefSeq names its product estrogen-related receptor delta (gene esrrd). The coding region runs from base 83 to 1447 and encodes 454 amino acids. Gene Ontology annotation, molecular function: sequence-specific DNA binding; DNA-binding transcription factor activity; nuclear steroid receptor activity. Gene Ontology annotation, cellular component: nucleus. The record is from RefSeq and is a predicted model, not a curated record. Gene Ontology annotation, biological process: regulation of DNA-templated transcription. The transcript has 7 exons. NCBI's taxonomy places the organism in Eukaryota, Metazoa, Chordata, Actinopteri, Characiformes, Serrasalmidae.
UCUCUGUCUCUCUGUCUCUCUCUCUCCUUUCUCUCCUGUCUUCGUUCUCCUCUCACCUCCGAGCUCUCUUCGUGGAAUCUGGAUGAUGGAGCUGAAGGAGUUUUGCUUGAGUGACGACUUUCACUUCCUGAACCAGCAAAACAGUCUGUUGGACCCCUCGUCCACUGAUGACCCCCCAUCCCCACGGGAACAGGGGGUGAAGGUGGACCCCCUCAGCCCCCCCUUCACGGCUCCAUUCAGCCCCAGCAGCACAUCGGACAGCAGCGCAUACAGCCUGUUCUCUCAGGGUCACUCUCUGGACCCGGACUCGCCCAGCUCCAGCAGCACGGCCACCUUUAACCCCGCCCACUACGGCGCCGAGGAACACCCUGGCCUGCAGGUCGCUGCCCAAACGCACUCCGUCCUCAGCCGAGACUACAUCCCCAACCUGAACCCCGGACCCAAACGCCUCUGCCUGGUCUGCGGGGACUUCGCGUCCGGCUACCACUACGGAGUCGCGUCCUGCGAAGCCUGCAAGGCGUUCUUCAAGAGGACCAUCCAAGGAAAUAUCGAGUACAGCUGCCCGGUGGUGAACGAGUGUGAGAUCACGAAGAGACGGAGGAAAGCGUGUCAGGCCUGCCGCUUCCAGAAGUGUCUGCGGGCCGGCAUGAUGAGAGAGGGUGUGCGUAUGGAUCGAGUGAGAGGAGGCCGGCAGAAGUAUAAAAGGAGAGUGGACUCCAGCCUGUCCGUCUUUAUCAAAACACCUUACAUACAUCCAGUCAAAUCAGUCCGAAAUAAGGUCAUUUCCCAGCUUCUGGUGUCUGAGCCGGCUCCGCUGAGGGCGUCCCCGGACCCCUCCAUCCAAGACACUGACCUCAACACCCUGCUGACCUUAUGUGACCUUUUAAACAGGGAGCUCCUGGUCAUGAUCGGCUGGGCCAAACACAUCCCAGGGUUCUCCACGCUCUCUCUGGUGGAUCAGAUGGCUCUGCUGCAGAGUGGCUGGAUGGAGGCUCUGCUGCUGUGUGUGGUCUGGAGGUCUCAGGGUUGUCCUCAGGAGCUGCAGUUUGCGGAGAAUCUGCGGCUGAACGAAGCUCAGGCCAGAGCGGCCGGCCUGCUGGACCUUUACACGCCUCUCAGACAUCUGACCACAAAAUACCAACAGCUGAACCUCAGCCAGGAGGAGGCCGUCACGCUGAAGGCCAUGGCCCUCGCCAACUCAGACGCUGAGAACGUUGAGAGUGGGGACGCGGUGCUGCGGUUUCAGGACGGCCUCCACGAAGCCCUGCAGGACUAUGAGAGUGUCCAGCGUCCCUCCGAGCCCCAUCGCGCCGGUCGGCUCCUGAUGACCCUCCCCCUGCUCAGACAGACCGCCCAGAGAGCCGUCCAGUGCUUCUGCCGUCUGCACAUGGAGGGACGCGUCCCAAUGCAUAAGCUCUUCCUGGAGAUGCUGGACGCCAAGAUUUAG